Didymosphaeria variabile is the source of this 1362-nucleotide messenger RNA. RefSeq lists its product as uncharacterized. The coding region runs from base 1 to 1362 and encodes 453 amino acids. The record is from RefSeq and is a predicted model, not a curated record. The transcript has a single exon. NCBI's taxonomy places the organism in Eukaryota, Fungi, Ascomycota, Dothideomycetes, Pleosporales, Didymosphaeriaceae.
AUGUCUGCCGAAGUUGCAGCCAACGCCCCUUUUGCGGCCGCCCCGGCUCUCGUGAUUGAGGAUUCGACUACGGACAGUCUGCAGCAGCCCACAGCUCCCAUGAGCGUCACAUAUAUCCUGAACUCGCCAGAUUCUCCUGAAGGUAAGAGCCAACAGGAUCUGCCAUCUAUCCCCACUGCCUCCAUUCCGUACACCCCCACCAUCGCGCCUGCCGCUCCGGGCGGUCUUACCGACGACACGAUGGCCUCGGAUAUUCCAUUGAAGGAGGCACUUGAGGAGAAGGCUCCGACCGGUUUAGCCUCGCCGGUGCCAUCUACGGGAAAUGCGCCCGCGAACGGUGACGGAGAUGUGGUCGCGAACGGAGCUUCCAAGACUACAGAUGUCGAUACGAAGACGAAAGAUGGUACGGGUACAAAUGGCACGGCUGCAGGAACUUUCAGGUGCAUGAACGACGAGUUCGAGGAGUGCCGCACCGGCCAGACCACGAUUGACCUGUCGCGAAAGGUGAUCUCUGAUCACUUCGGUAGGAACAAAGCCUGCACACGUUUGAUUGCUGACUGGCCUCUCUUCUGCCGCAAGCACUACCAGCGAGCUACCUACAACCAGAAGUUGUGGCAGUCGCGCAAGAUCACCCUCAUUCUGCGCCAAUUCAACAUCGUCGAGGCGCAAUUUCCUGGUACGAAGUACACCGUCGCACUCAAGAAGUCCGAGGAACAACGCUUGAACACCUUCUCCCGGAAGCUUGCUGCGGGCAAGACAGAGCGCGAGGCUGCGGCCAUGGUGGCGCCGACCGAGAAGGGCAAACACUUCGAAGCUCCGGUUAAUGUCCUCCGUGAGAUUGAACAACUCAACUAUCUUGGCGAAGAUAAGACCAAGGCCGAAGCCGAAGCGGCUGUCAGCACUAUCCGCGACAUGCUGGAGAGUGAAGAUACAACCCAAGUCCCCUCCAUUGAGUUCCUGCCGCAGUUGGACGCUGCCGGUAACCCUUACGACGCUAGCAACCGCCGAAAGUCUCCUAAGAAGUCUUCUGUGCGCGUUUCUAAGAAGGGAGCUAUCACCAAGCCGUCUUCCACAACGAAGACGCCCAAGAAGAGCGCUUCCAGGGCCGAAAUCGAAGCGGCCGUCAACACUAUCGACGACAUGUUGGAGAGCGAAGACAAGACCCAAGCUCCCCCCUUGGACUUCCUGCCGCAGCUGGAGGCCGACGCUAACCCAUAUGACGCUGGCAACCAUAACCCGUAUGACGCUGGCAGUCACGGCAAGUCUCCGAAGAAGACUUCUGCGCGCGUCUCCAAGAAAGGAGCCAUCACCAAGCCGUCUUCCACCAACAAGGCGCCUAAGCACAGCGCUUCCAAGGCCUAG